Nestor notabilis (Kea) is the source of this 4119-nucleotide messenger RNA. Its product is annotated as laminin subunit alpha-2-like. Gene Ontology annotation, cellular component: basement membrane. Gene Ontology annotation, molecular function: extracellular matrix structural constituent. NCBI's taxonomy places the organism in Eukaryota, Metazoa, Chordata, Aves, Psittaciformes, Psittacidae. The annotation marks the transcript as partial. Gene Ontology annotation, biological process: axon guidance. The record is from RefSeq and is a predicted model, not a curated record. The transcript has 28 exons.
AUUCACACCUCUCUAAUUAAUGGACGGCCUAGUGCUGAUGAUCCUUCACGUGUACUACUAGAAUUCACCUCUGCUCGCUUUAUUCGCCUGAGAUUUCAGAGGAUACGGACACUAAAUGCUGAUUUAAUGAUGUUUGCACACAAAGAUCCAAAUGAAAUUGAUCCCAUUGUUACAAGGAGGUAUUACUAUUCUAUAAAAGAUAUCUCUGUUGGAGGCAUGUGUAUAUGUUCAGGCCAUGCAAAGGCUUGUCCAUUGGAUCCAGUGACCAAUAAAUCCAUCUGUCAGUGUGAGCACAACACAUGCGGAGAGACAUGUGAUCACUGUUGUCCUGGUUUCAAUCAAAAGCCUUGGCAUGCUGGCACUUUCCUGGUUAAGCAUGAAUGUGAACCAUGCAACUGUCAUGGGAAGACUGAGGAGUGUUACUAUGAUCAGGAUGUUGCAGACAGAAAUCAGAGUUUGAAUGUCCAUGGAGAAUACAUUGGGGGUGGAGUGUGUGUGAAUUGUACCAGCUACACUGGUGGAAUAAACUGCGAGACCUGCAUUGAUGGUUACUUCAGACCUAAAGGGGUAUUGCCAGAUAGCCCAGAUCCAUGCCAGCCAUGUUCCUGUGAUCCAAAUGGGUCUUUAAAUGGUACCUGUGUCAAAGAUGAGAAACGUGCAGAAGGAGAUAUGUUGCCUGGUUUCUGUCACUGCAAGACUGGCUAUGCAGGAGAGAGCUGCAAUAGGUGUGCCUUGGGUUAUAUGGGAUAUCCUGAAUGCCUGCCCUGCAACUGCUCGCUGCAAGGCAGUGCAAAUGCCAACCCUUGCAUAGGUCCCUGCAUCUGCAAGGAACAUGUUGAAGGAGAAAACUGUGAUCGCUGCAAACCAGGUUUCUUCAAUCUGCAGCAGAAUAAUCCCAAAGGCUGUGAGGAGUGUUUCUGCUCUGGGAAAACAAACAUCUGCACACACUCUCACCUUACCUAUGGAAGUAUAGAAGACAUGAAUGGCUGGUAUCUGACUGACUUACCAGGUCUCAUCAGAGUUACCCUCAUGCAGAAGAGAUUUGGUGGACGUCAGCAAUAUAGCAUCAGCAACGUGGCUGCACGAAAAGUACUACCACAGACUUAUUAUUGGAGUGCACCUAGUUCUUAUUUGGGCAACAAAGUGGCAGCUGCCGGCGGACAUCUGAAGUUUACAGUCUCCUAUGACUUCACAAAGGAAGAAGAGACAGUUCAAUUGAUGGUUCAAUCUGAUGUCAUCAUAGAGGGAGGUGACUUGAGAAUCAGCACUCCAAAAGGGGGCAUUCACCUGCAGCCUUCUGAAGAGCACACUGAAGAAAUUGUGCUGAAACCAGAAUCUUUCUCUGUGUAUGGCACUGAUGUUCCACUCAGCAGGAGGGAGUUCAUGACUCUCCUUGCAAACGUAAGAAGGAUCCUCAUAAGAGCCACAUACAGCAAUGGGAUGAAUGCCAUCUACAGGCUAAGAAGUGUUAGCAUUGAAGCUGCUGACCACACUUCAGCUGGGAGAAAGGUGGCAUCUGCAGUGGAGUUAUGUGACUGUCCCCUGGGGUAUGAUGGUACCUCAUGUGAGUCUUGCUGGCCUCGACACAGGCGCGUGAAUGGCACAAUUUUUGGUGGAGUCUGUGAACCAUGUACAUGCUUUGGUCAUGCAGAAUCGUGUGACGAUAUCACAGGAGAGUGCCUGGACUGCAAACACAACACAGGUGGUUCAUAUUGUGAUAGAUGUCUUCCUGGCUUCUAUGGUGACCCUACUAAAGGAACAGCUGAAGAUUGUUUGUUGUGUGCUUGCCCCCUAAAUAUACCUUCCAACAACUUUAGCCCAACAUGCCAUUUUGACCGAAGUCAUGGAUUAAUAUGUGAUGAAUGCCCAGCAGGGUACGUGGGACCACGCUGUGAAAGGUGUGCAGAAGGCUAUUUUGGACAACCACUAAUACCAGGGGGAUCGUGCCAGCCAUGCCAGUGUAAUGACAACCUUGAUUUCUCCAUUCCUGGCAGCUGUGACAGCUUGUCUGGUGCUUGCCUGAUAUGUAAGCCAGGUACAACAGGCCAAUAUUGUGAGAGGUGUGCUGAUGGAUAUUUUGGUGAUGCUCUUGACGCAAGGAACUGUCAACCCUGUCACUGUCACAUCAAUGGCUCCUUCUCAGAGAUCUGUGACUCUCGGACAGGCCAGUGCAAGUGUAAAGCCAAUGUGAUUGGGCGCCGGUGUGAUGUCUGCAAGCCUGAAACAUUUGGUUUACAGUCUUCAGGAGGAUGUGUUCCCUGCAACUGCAACUCUUUUGGUUCCAAGUCUUUCGACUGUGAUGGAGAUGGACAGUGUUACUGCCAGCCUGGAGUGACAGGAAAGAAGUGUGACCACUGUGCUCAUGGAUUUUACAACUUUGAAGAAGGAGGCUGUACUCCCUGUGAUUGUUCACGUUUUGGUAAUAACUGUGAUCCCACCAGUGGCCGUUGUAUCUGCCCUCCCAAUACUGUUGGAGAGAUGUGUGACAAAUGUGCACCAAAUCACUGGGGCCAUAACAUUGUCAGUGGCUGCAAGCCCUGUGACUGCAGCCUUGUUGGAGCCCUGAGUACUCAGUGUGACUUAAAUACAGGAUGUUGCUUCUGCCGCCCUGAAUUCUCUGGGGAUAAAUGCACUGAGUGCAGGUUGGGUUUCUGGAAUUAUCCACAAUGUGUUGCUUGUCAGUGCUUCCUGGCAGGGACCAAUCCACAGAGCUGUGAUACAGAGCUGGGGAAGUGCUCAUGCAUUGAUCAUACUGGCCAGUGCAGCUGCAAGGUUAAUGUGGAAGGUGUCCACUGUGACAGGUGCAAAUCUGGUACAUUUGGUCUCUCUGCCAGAAACCCUCUUGGUUGCAGCAAUUGCUAUUGCUUUGGCCUGACCACACAGUGCAGUGAGGCAAAGGGGCUGAUCCGCAUGUGGGUGACCUUGAAACCAGAGCAAAUGAUUCUGCCACUGGUAGAUGAAAAGCUUCAGCGCAGCACUCUUUCAGGAAUUGCAUUCCAGCCUCCUGAAAUAGUAGCAAAUAUAGAAGCGGUGAUGCGGGAUUUACGGUCAGAACCUGUUUACUGGAGACUUCCAGAGCAGUUUGAGGGUCAAAAGCUGACCACUUAUGGAGGGAAACUGAAAUACGCAAUCUACUUUGAAGCACGAGAAGAGACAGGUUUUACUACUUACUACCCACAAGUCAUCAUAAGAGGUGGGCCUCCUACCAAUACAAGGAUCAUUGUCCGACAUAUGGCUGCCCCUCUGAUCGGGCAGCUGACAAGGCAUGAGAUAGAGAUGACAGAGGCAGAUUUCACCUGGAAAUAUUAUGGAGAUGAAUCAAGACCAAGUAGACCUGUAUCCCGGGAAGACUUCCUGAAUGUGUUGUAUGAUGUUCAUUACAUUCUUAUUAAGGCUACUCAUGGCAAUAUCAUGAGGCAGAGCAGGAUUUCUGAGAUCUCGAUGGAAGUUGCUGAAGGAGGUGCUGUAUCUGGGAUGACUCCUCAGGCUUACUUGAUUGAGAAAUGUAACUGCCCGUUGGGUUAUACUGGCUUAUCUUGUGAGUCAUGCUCUCCAGGAUUUUAUAGGCUUCCAUCUCCACCUGCGGGAAGGACACCUGCUCAGCCCUUAGGCGCCUGUGUUGUGUGUCAAUGUCAUGGGCACAGUACUAUGUGUGACUCUGAAACAUCAAUUUGUCAGAAUUGUCAGCACAAUACUGCUGGUCAGCACUGUGAGAGAUGUGCAUUGGGAUUUUACGGCAUUGUCCAAGGGUCUCCCGGUGACUGUAAGCCUUGUGCUUGCCCACUACGCAGUUCUACUAACAAUUUUAGCCCUUCUUGUGUUGCGGAAGGACCUAGUGAUUACCGGUGUACUGCAUGCCCACCUGGAUAUGAAGGCCAGUAUUGUGAAAGAUGUUCCCCUGGCUACAUGGGAAAUCCACAAACUCCAGGAGGCUCCUGCCAGGAAUGUGAGUGUGAUCGAUAUGGUUCCCUGCCUGUCCCCUGUGAUCCUGUCACUGGACAGUGCACUUGCAAGCCUGGAUUCACAGGGUGGAAGUGUGCUGGCUGUGAACAUCGGCAUGCGCGUGAUGGCAUGAAAUGCAUUUGUACGUAUACUGAUAUCAUUUUGGAUACUUUUUGA